Messenger RNA from Exophiala aquamarina CBS 119918, 924 nucleotides. RefSeq names its product nuclear transcription factor Y, alpha. The transcript has 2 exons. Gene Ontology annotation, cellular component: CCAAT-binding factor complex. The coding region runs from base 1 to 924 and encodes 307 amino acids. Gene Ontology annotation, biological process: regulation of transcription by RNA polymerase II. Gene Ontology annotation, molecular function: DNA-binding transcription factor activity, RNA polymerase II-specific; RNA polymerase II cis-regulatory region sequence-specific DNA binding. Lineage: Eukaryota; Fungi; Ascomycota; Eurotiomycetes; Chaetothyriales; Herpotrichiellaceae. The record is from RefSeq and is a predicted model, not a curated record.
AUGGAGUAUCCUCCGCAGUAUCAGCAACAGUCUCACCAUCCGCAUCUGCAGAGCGGGUAUCAGACGUCCCCUCAGAACGCGGGUCCCGGUGCUCUACAAUCGCCUUCCGGUCCUCAGUCGCAUUUGCAACAACAUAAUCCGAACCAAGCUUCUCCUAUCCUGCCGUCGCAAACUCAAAACCAUUACACACCUCAGUCCGCAGGUGGUGUCCAUCAAUCGAUGGGUUACCCUCAAUAUGGUGUGGGUGGUGGAAUGGCACAAGGUUAUGGUAUCUCACCCACUCAGGCUGCGGCCAUGGCCACUGCGGCUGCUUCAGGACAAAUGCCAUCCAUGUCUACUGGUGUUAAUAUCCCCCAGGCGAAUCAAAUGAAUCAGCAGCGACGGAUGAGCCAGCACAUCACCAGUCCUCAUGGGCAAGUGUCACAGCCAGUCAUGAAUCACAAUAUCCCCAGACAAACAGUUCCUCCUACCAUGCCUCCGCCACAACAGCCUGUACAAGCUCCACAGGAGGAGAUUGUUGCAGGCGGGGCUGAGGAAUCACCUCUUUAUGUAAAUGCGAAACAAUUCCAUCGCAUUCUCAAACGACGCGUCGCUCGACAGAAGCUUGAAGAGCAAUUGAGACUGACUUCCAAGGGACGCAAACCUUACUUGCACGAGUCACGACAUAACCAUGCAAUGCGUCGACCUCGUGGACCUGGAGGUAGAUUCUUGACGGCUGACGAGGUCGCUGCCUUGGAGAAGGGCGAACACCCUCUUGGUGGCGAAAACGGCACCCCUGCUACCAAAGACGCCAAGGGUGCUACAUCAGGCACCAAGAGAAAGGCUGGAAAUCUUGACAAUGAGACUCCCAGCAAGAAAUCCAAAGUAGCCAGCGAGAGCGCUGACGAGGACGAGGAUGAGGAUGGUGAAGAAGAUCUCGGCUGA